Messenger RNA from Eleginops maclovinus (Patagonian blennie), 2442 nucleotides. It is a transcript of the gene fancl, whose product is annotated as FA complementation group L. The transcript is spliced from 14 exons. Gene Ontology annotation, biological process: protein monoubiquitination; interstrand cross-link repair. Gene Ontology annotation, cellular component: nucleus; Fanconi anaemia nuclear complex. NCBI's taxonomy places the organism in Eukaryota, Metazoa, Chordata, Actinopteri, Perciformes, Eleginopidae. The record is from RefSeq and is a predicted model, not a curated record. Bases 229 to 1344 code for a protein of 371 amino acids. Gene Ontology annotation, molecular function: ubiquitin protein ligase activity.
CUGUGGAGCUUUCAGACAACUUCGCCUAACUUUCCUGACAGAAAACAAGUAACUCAUUGCAUUAUAACAACCUUAACUUAAGGUUACAAGUUCAACAGUUUGGUGCAGGGUGCUCUUUUAUUGAAACAUCUAAAAAGCCCUGCUAGUUAAUACUGUUAGGCUCGCUAACGUUAGCUAAGGAAACAGUCCUCCUGGUUUGACAGCUAGUUUACAGUCACUGUUAGAACGAUGGAGAGUUCAUUCGUAAAAGACAACCCACUCCUCUUACCUCUCAACAAGGAGAAAACCGUUUAUGACGGAUUCAUAACAGUCCAGGAACGCGACUUCAGAUUGAGAAUACUACUACCUCCAGAUCGCGAAGUUAAACGGGCCAGGCUGCACUGCUGCUGGCAGUUAAAACACCUGUUGCAUGGCUAUGAGCACGUAGUGAAGCAGAGGCAGCAGCAGUCGCCUGAUCUUGUCACUUUCAUUCUGGAGCUGAAGACCGUCUUGGAAGUGGGUCUGAAGAGCCGCCAUGAGUGCCGCUCCAUCCCACCUCCACAGUAUUACGCUCAGCUCAUCUCUGAGAUGGAGACCCUUGGGUGGGGCAAGCUGCUCUACAUAGACACAGAGUUCCGAACGCUGAGACUGAACGCGGAGGACUCCUCGGGAAGGCAGCAUAUCCUCAAUAUUAAACUCAAGUCUAAGCACCCUGUGGAGGCUCCUGAAUGCUCUGCUGACCUGCCGGUGCCUCUGGCAAUAACCUGGACUCCACAGAGCACUCUGGAGCAGCUGCACAGCCAGUUCCUGCUGCUCUUGGAGUCCCUGACUGAGUUCUGGGAUAUCUUGGAUGAGAUUGACAGUAAGACCUGGAUUCUGGAACCGGAGAAACCCAGCCGCUCGGACACCAUGAGGCGUAUCGCCAUCGGAAACAACACAUCCAUCAAGGUGGAGGUGGAUCCCAGACACCCUAAGAUGCUGCCAGAGUGCUGCCUGCUGGGAGCUGAGCAUGCGGUGACUCCGCUGAGGAACAAGCUGAACGGCAACAUGCACCUGUGGAACCCGGACUCCAGCGUCUUGUACAACCUCCGGGAUGUUUUGGAGAUGGAAUUCCCGUCACCUGCCACCCACGAAAAAUCUAGCUUCAGUGUUGAGUGCGGGAUCUGUUACUCCUAUCGUCUUGAAGAUGCGAUCCCCAAUCAGGUGUGCAAUGACCCUCGCUGCGGCCAGCCAUUCCACCAGGCCUGUCUGUACGAGUGGUUGCGAGCGCUCCCCUCCAGCCGGCAGAGCUUCAGCAUUGUUUUCGGAGAGUGCCCUUACUGCAGCAAGCCUAUUACGGUGAAAAUGGCCGCCCAGAAGUCCUAAGGAGUGUGUUCCAGUGAUGAUAGACUAGAAGAUCCCUUGAAUUUUUUUCAAAAAGGUUUGAAUUCACGAUGGCAAACACAGAGAGCAGCACCCAGGAAAAGGAAUACGCUUGCGAAAAAGAACAUGGAGAGCAAACCGUUUCUGCGUGUGGGAGGAGCUGCAUGUGUGUGUUCGUACCACUGAGUCUGAGGCAGGUCACAGUCAUUCUUAGGAGCUGCCCACCCCUGGUUCACAUACUCCUGGUUGGGCAUCCUUUCCUCCCUUCUCCCCCCCUGUGCAUCCCAGUGUUUCCUCCCGUGCAUCAGGAGUUGUUGUUUCUUGCCCUCCAGAGUCGACGACAAACCGUCUGCUUUUCUGCCGGUCAAUUUCUGUUAAAGAUUAAAGUUGGCUUUUGAUAUGGAUUUCUUUUUUCAAAACAUCUUCACAAAGACUUCUUUGUUUUAUUUAUCUCAUACUAAUAAUAUUCACAGCAAAUAAAUAACGGUCUGACAGCUUCUCGUCUUCACACCUGUUUCGACUGAGUUACGCGGCCGAUAGGGGGGCCCCUCAGAUAGCAUGCAGCGAUGGGUCUGGGACUGGCCUCCUCCUCCUCAUCCCCCUCAUAAUCACCAUCCUCUUCGUCCUCCUCUUCCUCCUCAGAUUCACUGUCAUUUUCUGCAUAAGCCACAGCCGCUCUUGGCCUAAAGGAUCUGCUGACAGCGGGCACACCUUCAACUUCCUUCUAGAACAAACAGCAGAAAAAAUAACUGAAUUAUUAAUUGAUUUGUAAUAUUUGAUAUUUUGGAGUGCAAUGAUGUUUCCUUGUUUCUGUGUUUACACUGUAGAUGCGUCCGGAUUUAAAAAAAAUAAAAUAUACUUCAAUAAUUUCUUUUGAGACUGUUGAAAGGAUUAUGAAAACACAGACUUUGCCGCUUCCUGUUGACCCUAACCACAGAUGAUUCCAUUAUCAACUUAUGAUUGGACCAUACCAUUUACAAAGUCAAAAUGGAGUUUUCCACUCCGUUGCUAUCACGUUUUAUUCUCAGUGUUCUGUGAGACAUGAGUCUUGGUUUAAUAACAUUUCUUGAAUGAUUCAGAUUCCAAGAUCAUUUUUACAAA